UGGGUUAUUGCUAGCUAUGACUCAAAUUCCGAUACAGCUAUCAUAUUAUUUAAAUAUUUUUGGAAUCCAGUGAUUUAAAGACGUUUAGUUUCAAACGCUUCAACGUAUUACUCUGACGUUUCAGGGACUGAACGUUUCUAUUUCCGGUUCACUUGACGCAACGUCCAUUUACCCUCGCCAGACUUGCAGUUCUUUCCUGAAGCAUACCCUUCUUCUAACUAAACGCGUUUCUUUAAAGUCUUUUCACCGGAUGCGACAAAAUACUACUGGCCGAAGCCCAAAGAGUCGAGACGUGGAUGAUGAGGAGAGGAAAUCCAGGCCACGACAAACAACUGAAAAACGAAAGAAAAUGAAGGGUCCCACGGACGUUACUGUAGAAGAUCUUCACCCUGAGAAGCAUGAUCCCCUCCAUGUUAAACAGGAAGAUGAGUCCGAGAUGCCGUACAUCAAAAAGGAGGCAGAGCAAGAGACCCCCGACAUUAAAGAAAAAGAACAUCAAGUUGAAAUCCCCAAGUUUCCAAUGCUUGUCACCAUGAAGAGUGAAGAAGACGAAGGAACAAGCGAAGAGAGCGGAGCAGCGAACCCGGACGGCCUCUUAGCUCCGCUUUCGGACAGCGACGACAUAACGUCACACUCUUCUGACACUGAUGAGGAUGUUGGCUUUGACCAAAAUGCUAAGAAAUCCUCAAACAGGCCAUCGUUGAAAGGAGACACAAAGGACUGCGCGAUUAGAAAACCUUUUCCCUGUUCACUUUGUACUAAAACAUUUUCUUUGAAACAUCAUUUAACGACUCACAUGCGUACACACACCGGGGAGAAGCCUUUCGCCUGCACACUUUGUGAUAAAAGGUUUUCUCAGAAGAUUACUUUAGAAGGACAUAAGCACACACACACUGGAGAAAAGCCUUUCGCCUGCACACUUUGUGGUAAAAGAUUUUCUCUGAAGACUAAUUUAGAAAGACAUAAGCAUACACAUACUGGAGAAAAGCCUUUUGCCUGCACACUUUGUGGUAAAAGAUUCAAUCAGAAGGGAGAUUUUGUAUCUCACACAAGAAGCCAUGCUGGAGAGAAGCAUUUCGUCUGCACACUUUGUGGUAAAACAUUUUCUCGAAAGACUCAUUUAGAAAGACAUAUGCGCACACACACCGGAGAGAAACCUUUUGCCUGCACACUUUGCGAUAGAAGAUUUUCUCAGAAGUCUUCUUUAGAAAUGCAUAAGCGUACACACACUGGAGAAAAGCCUUUCGCCUGCACACUUUGUGGUAAAAGAUUGUCUCGGAAGGCUAAUUUAGAAAUACAUAUGCGUACACACACUGGGGGGCAGCCUUUCACCUGCUCACUUUGUGGUAAAAGAUUUUCUCAGAAGGCUUAUUUAGAAAGACAUAGGCGUAGACACAUUGGAGAGAAGCCUUUUGCCUGCACAUACUGUGGUAAAAGAUUUUCUCAGAAGGCUUAUUUAGAAAGGCAUAAGCGUACACACACUGGAGAAAAGCCUUUUUCCUGCACAUAUUGUGAUAAAAGAUUCUAUGAUAAGACAAUUUUAAACAGACACACAAGCAGACACACUGGAGAGAAGCCUUAUGCCUGUACACUUUGUGGUAAAAGAUUUAUUGAGAAGAGUUGUUUAAAGAAACACAAGAACACACACUGAAGAGAAGCCUUUCACCUGCACACUUUGUGGUAAAAGAUUCGUCGAUAAGAGCGGUUUAAACAAACACACGCAGAUACACAGGAGAGAAGCAUUUCGCCUGCACACUUUGCGAUAAAAGAUUUUCUCAGAAGACUGAUUUAGAAAAGCGUAAGCGCACACACUGGAGAAAAGUGUUUUGCAUGCUCACUUUGUGGUAAAAGGUUCACUCAGAAAGGAAAUUUAGUAACGCAAGCAAGAAGCCACACUGAGUAGAAACCUUUGAAUUGCAGCGUGUGACAAAAUAUUCUUAUUCCCGCCACGCAUUUACAGUGGGAAAAGCAUUUCAAUUUCCUUAUUCAGUUUUCCUUGAGCCUCUUUUGAAAAGUUGUUGAAAUGAUUUUUCAGCCAUUCUUUUUCUGUCCUAUAUGUACUGUAUAUACAGUAUUGAAUAAAUUGCAG
Messenger RNA from Corythoichthys intestinalis (scribbled pipefish), 2089 nucleotides. Its product is annotated as gastrula zinc finger protein XlCGF57.1-like. Gene Ontology annotation, biological process: regulation of transcription by RNA polymerase II. The coding region runs from base 251 to 1651 and encodes 466 amino acids. Lineage: Eukaryota; Metazoa; Chordata; Actinopteri; Syngnathiformes; Syngnathidae. The transcript is spliced from 3 exons. Gene Ontology annotation, cellular component: nucleus. The record is from RefSeq and is a predicted model, not a curated record. Gene Ontology annotation, molecular function: DNA-binding transcription factor activity, RNA polymerase II-specific.